UGUCCAGCUGCAAUGUGCUAACACAGACAACACACAAUGCCCUGACCAUUGUAUGGUAGUGCAUAGAUAAAGCAGAUCUGGCUGCACAAUGAUGGCAUUCCCUGUCCCCAGUAUUUGCUAGGCUCGCCUCAUUAAUUGCUAAACCGGACUUUGGAAUCGGGUGAUUAAUGAAAGAAAUUCCUAUGGCACAGUCUCGCUUAAGAGCUCCGAUGGACUCGUUAAUUUGUACACUGCAUAGCUUCUGGUGUAAGGGCAUGCUUCUGCUCCAUAAGAGUAUCCGGUGUGACAUGGAAGUUCAAAUGUGCUGCGUGAGCCCCACGCUUAUGAGUCACGGAACCCCCAAGAGAACUACUAAAUGGGGGCCAGGUGCGGAAGAUCUGAUGUCCCUUGCAACGUGCACCUAAUCAACGGAGACGCAAUGAACGAGCGAAGCACUGUGGAGCGAAGUUUCCCCGAGAUACGCAACGAGCGCGAUGGCAGGCGAGUCAGUGAGCGCCACCUUGCAGCGAGCGGCAGCACCACCGUACUCGGAUGGAAUAUGGCGUAUAUCAACAUAGCGGAAUGGACGCCGGAGCACGUCGCCGACUGGUUACGAGGCCUAGACGACAUCAUCAUUCCAUAUGUGCACUUUUUCCUCAACAACGACAUCGAUGGCCACCACCUCCUGACGCUGGGCCCGGAUGACCUGACGAGCCUCAACAUUGCCAAGAUUGGUCACCAGGAGCUCAUUCUCGAGGCAGUGGACCACCUGCGCCAGCUGCACUACCGGCUCAUCACAGAGAACCUCCAGUCGCUGGCCCUGAAGCUGGGCUGCAGGGCACGCAGCCUGUACAACGACAUGAUGCGCAUCACUCCGCCCAACCAGGACAACGUGCCCAAGAUUGCCACCAGCAUCCUGGCCGACGUCUCGGAGGUCCUGAUGGCCGUCAAGUCCUUCGUCUCCUGGCUCGACAGGGCUCCAUUUGAAGGGCAGGAGCGCUACUUCAACAUCCGCAAGACUGUCCUCAAGCUGGGCAUAGAGCUGGCAUCCACGGCACAGAGGGACCACUUUGCAGACAAGCCGUUUGCAGUCAUACAGAACAGCUGCAAGAACUUGGCUGACCUGUGCGACAUGAUCAUCCAAGAGUGCAACGACUCCCUCAUCAUCCAGCCAGCCUCCCUGGACGUUGCCACCGUCAAAAAGAAACCCGAGGAGGAAUGGGGCAUGCAGAUCAACUCGUCCUACUCCGGAAUACACAUUGUUGGCGGAGUGAAGUUUCAGAGCCCGAGCCAUCGGUGCGGCAAGGUCGACGUCGGCGACGAGAUUGUCCAGAUCAACUAUCAGACGGUGGUCGGCUGGCAGCUGAAGCACCUGGUCUACAUGCUUCAGGAGCAUCCCACCGAGGUCCUGCUUACGCUGAAGAAACGGCCCAGGCACACUAACAUUCUGGGCCAGGUCAUUGUGCUCAGGCCCUACAGGAUUCCUUUGAAGAAGGUGACCUACGGCAAGGUGCACAUGUGGCCUGAGAACGGGGUACCGGCCGUCAACAUCGAGGAGGUCUUCCCAAACAAAAUCCAGCAGGAGCCCUCCAGUCCUCGAGUCCUGCGCGAGGUGGAAGACGACGACUCGGCCUUUCUGCCGGACGAGACAGCGGCAGCCCAUGCGGCAGCGGCGGCCGUGGCCGCGAGCGCGUCGGUGGUGCCCUCGAUCCGGGCUCAGGUGUUCCCGCCGCGCUCGCGGGCCGCCAUCCACCGGCGGGCUACGGUGAGCGGCGCCUCGCCCACGGUCACCAAGGCGCCCGUCAGCAUCCAGGACCUGGUGGCCGGGGGCAUCCCCUUCUUCGGGGGCUCCAAGAAGAAGGACGCGGUCUCGCGGUCGGUCUCCCACGACCCCGGCUGCCACACAUCGGGCGGCAAGCUGGCCGUUGUAGAUGGAGGGGCGGCAGACGAGGGCGGGACGCAGGCGGCGGAGGCACAGCGGAGGGUGGAGGUGGUGACACCCAAGGCGAGGACGGCCUCGGACUCGGCCGUGGUGCCGCUUGUCGGGAGGGCCCACCUCCGGGGCGGAGAGGCGCUCUCCCCGCCCCUCGCGGACUGCCGGGGGCCGGCGGCUGCCGAGCAAGCCAAGCCAGCAAACUGCGCAGUCCCAAGUGCGCAGCCCAAGGUUCAGGUUCACGAGGCUCAUCCGGACGCCGGAAGCCGCUCUCCGAGGGAAAGGAGGCUGUUUGGUCCGGCCGCGGGCAAGUUGUCGCCCAUGGUUGCCCUCAAAGUGCCAAAGAUUGAGGAUUUGAAGAAGUACCACAUACACGACCGGUCGAGCAAAACCAAGUCGCAGGAGACACCGAAUGCUCCAGGGUCGAGUUUGUGCGGUAGUGAAGUGCCAUCGAAGCUAGGAUUUUCGUCCAGGGACUCGUCCAAGAAGUCAUUAUGUCAGUCUCAAGCCUUGCACACAAAGUCAAAUUGUUCAGACAAACUAGGCGAGCGACGAGUGCCGUGCCCGGAGCUGGGCGUGGCCGAGUGCGAGGGGUGGCUCCUCCGGCGCAAGGCCCAAAAAACGCCAGUCGUGAGGCUCCAGCAGCCGCAGCAGCAGCCGCAGCCGGCCUGGCACCGGCGCUGGGCUCUGCUGCGGGGCACGGGCCUUUUUCUCUACAGGACCCCGCAGGACCAGAAAGCAGAGUGCCUGCUGUUUGUGCCUGGGUUUGUGGUGUCUCUUGCCCCUGACUGUAAAUCCAAUAACUGUGCCUUCAAGCUCUGCAAUUCUGGAGCCACCUUUUACUUCGCUUCAGAAUCUCAAGUCGACACUUUGAGGUGGCUGACUAAACUUAGCCAAGCAGUCAUGGCAGCCAGGGGAAUCCUCAGUAGGCAAGGGCCUUACUUGUCGGAAACGGACGAAGAAGACGACCUAGAAGCCUUUUUGGACAAGAAAGACUGUCCCGGCGUCCCGACGAUGCAGCCGACCUCAAACUCUGGCUUCGCCAGGGGACCGCCGUCGUCCGACAACCACCGGCAGUCUCCCAAGCCCAUGCCUCGAACCAUUUUCUUACGGUCCACGCACGCGGACAAAUCUGCGACUCUGUCUCCGCGAAGAAUGACAGGAGAGCCGCCGCCGAUUGCGAUCGCAUCCAACGCGUCUCUCCCACGCAACCACACAGUAUCUCCGCCGUUGAACCAGCCGCUCAGUCACGAGUCUUCUCCGUUGCCGCCUUCAGUCAUCUACCAGAAUCCUCCGUACCGUGGCACGGACACUUCUUCCGCCGGACAAACAGACCCCCGUCCAGAUUCGAAGCAGAGGCUUUCUGGUGUCUGGGACGGCGACGCGCUCGGAAACAGACCGCCCCCCGCGCGGAGGGAGCCGCCCAAUCCGCGCUGCAAGCCUCCGACGGGCCACUAUGUCAACGUCGGCUUCAAGCACGGGGAGAAGGAUGCGACGCGGAACGAUGGCCGGUUGGCCGACGGCGGCGGCCGGCCAGCGGCGCCGUCCCGCCCCGUGCAGCGCCGGCCCUCUGCGUCGAAGCUGUCGCGCAGCAAGACGGCAGACUCGGUCGCCGAGGCGACGCCCAAGAAGGAGACUCUUCUGGACCGGGAGUACAACCGGGUCUUCAAAAAGUCCCCGUCGUCGUCGUCGUCUCCGGACCCGACCCAGUCGUCGGACGGCUCCGCUCCGUCCCCGAUCCCCACCAACGCGGCGCCGCAGCCGCAGGCCACCGCGCAGGCGUCCCUCCUCCCGCGCUGCGCGACAAGCCAAGAGAUCAAGGACCUGUACACGAACCGAAGGAACUCGUGGCGUGGCUCGCAGCAGGAGCUCGUCCCGCUCUCGACGGACCUCGGCGACUCCUCCCCGUGCCUGCGGGACGCGUCAGCGCUCGACUACGCACGGGCCGGAGUGCCUGCCGCGCAUCCGGACGUAAUUCCGUCCCAGUACCGCCGCGACGGGGGCACUGGUGCCGCGGAAGAACGGUGCCCGGACCCCUGGGUUCCCCGUGACAAGGGGCCGCCCCGGAGUUCGUCUUGUUGCCAGGGAUUUGAUCGCACUCGCGGGCCGUCUGGCGAGAAGCUCUCGUCGCCGUUUGUGAGGGCGGGCAGCUGUGUGCCAGCGAUGCACUGUCGCGCGGAGCAGCCCUCCCCGCCACCCAAGUCGCCCAGUCGUUUCUUCCACUCCCCCAAGUUCCUCAAGAAGUUUGCGUCGUCCACGCGGGAGGGCAUCUCGAAUAUGCUGCGCUCACCAAGGCUGGAGCGCCGCAAGAUGUCCUCGGAAAGAGACAUGUACGGGUCGCCCAAGCUCAGCCGGUCGGCCGGCGUGCGUCUGCUCAAGUCCGCUGCGGCUGCCGCAUCGUCUGCUUCGGUGGAGGCUGUGGACGAGACGUCGCCGUUGGCAAACAAGAGCGGCAGCAGCAGCAGCCUCAACAGCAGUGCCUCCGCCGGGAGCUUCGUGACGUCGUCGUCGUCGUCGCACUGCUACGCCGAGGUGUUCGUUGCUCCGGGCGCGCGCCCGGACACCCCCGACACCCCUCCCCCUCGCACCCCUUCGCGCCCCACCAUGGGGGUGUCGAUGCUGAGGGGCGGCAAGCGGAGGACCUCUUCGAGCGUGGCCGGGUCCGAGGAGCGCUCCUUUUCUCCGUGCUCGGUGGCCUCGUCGUCUGCCAGCGUCCCCUGGGCCAGGGACGACGGGAGUGUCUUUGGGGACGACGCACCGCCAACGGGCGACGUCUUUCACUUCGGGACGGCCACGGUGGCCGGCGCCUCCGACGGCGGUUCGGAGCACGCUCUUGGCAGUGGAUCGGAGAGGGACUGACACCCAAGAGAUCCUGUUAAAAGGGACAUCAAGUUGGAAUUGGAGAACAACUGUAGUAUUCGUCCCUGUAACGUUGUGCAUUUGAGUGACAUCUAAGCAGAAGGAGGCCUCACUCUUUCGCAAGGAAAAGAGAGUCCGCACGAGCGGAAACUUUGCCGGGCAUUGCAGGGUUUUAUGUAGUCUGUCGGAAGUGCAAGUUGUGAGUCUUUAAGGAAGAGCCUGCCUCUCCACGCUGUUGCGAACGAGCGACGUCGCUCCGAGGGACAUUGUUGUCUUUGAGCCACGUGAUUUCCGCCUGAAAACUCUCGGAACGUUCUGUGAACAGUGCUCGUGGAGAUUUCACGACCUUUUACCAUUUUUACGUCCACCCACGCGAGCUAUACCCGGUUGCGUAUUCCUUCCAAACUGUUUCCGAUACUAGUUUAGCUCGCGAGCCACGACAUAUUUCUAGGCUUACCGCGAACGUGGCGGUCAAUGGAGGAUUUGCCGCUGCAGAGCUUUAGAACGUUGACUGGGUGCCGGCUCUGUGCGGAGAGCAAGUCGUCCGCUUCUUGCCCAGGAGUUGCGGCGACGUCGGGACGACACCGAGCUCUGGUUGGCUUUGAUUGAAAGGAUAGUGAGGUCUACCCACUAUUUUUUUCAAUCGCCGAAUAGGAGCUGGGCGUUCUGACAUCAUCGCAACCUGUGCAAGAAGCAGACAAACUUGCGCUCCGCGUACGUUUUUCCCUUUAGUUUCGUGUUAAGCUCGGAGCUUGCUCUUUCGAGGUGUUCCAUACCACUGUCUGUUUCGGUUUGCGGCAGUGUAGCCGGUGUGUCUGCCCAGGGUGUCUCACGUCACCACGGUGCCUGGAGUGCGUCUCCGACUGUUGCGUUUACCCCGUCCUCAAAAGCGGUCCCCCGGUGUCCACCGGCCGACAUAAAAAAAUUGCUGCGUCAUUGCCUGCUGCAAUUUUGGCAGUAGUGCCGUAGCUGAGGCGGAAGCGACGGACGGCAGCUCCUAUGUGGGUUACUCUCUGGCUCGUCGACAGUCUGCGAGAGCUUCGGUGGCCUGGAGCUGGUACGCCGCUAGGACGGGGACCCUUGCCUCUGCUUCGUUUUUUCGUCGGCAUUUCUACGACCGCCCGCCCGGAUCCUGACAUCAGACGGCACAAAACACCGGCUCCUGUAACACGACUUGUCGCCACUUCGGGACUGCUGUCGACGCGCGGGCAGAGGCAGGCUAAACGCACCAGUUCGAGCCAAUAAUUGCGAGCUCGCCGUCUACUUUUGAUCGCACUCUCGAAUAGAGCCGUCCCUAUCCGUUUCGCGCACAGUGGUAUUCUUUGUUUUUCGUCAUCUAUCACUUUAUACAUUUGACUCCAUUUUACCGUCGAUGUAUUCACCGCAUUCUGCGCGACAUAACGUUUGGGAGAGUGGCAUAUCAUGUGAUGACGCCGUUGUUUAACUCAGGGUCCAACCCAUAUUGAACAUCUAAUCAAACGAGGGUCUCUCGACUUGUUUUGCAAAUGCCUUUGACGUUUGCUGCUUGUACAGGUGUCCCAGUGUGCGAAUGCCUUUUCUGUACAAGGGCCUCUUGUAGUGCGCUGGCUAUUUCAAAAGCUGUGAUGUUUGCGGAGCUCUUUUUUUUUAAAGACUGUUGUUAGUUAACGGGGCAUAACAAUGGGGCUGGUGGCCAGGGGGGAGUUCGUCGGGUCUUUUUACGACAAACCAGCAAAGUGUCCGAUGGAAGGUAGCGUUGGUCUUUUGAUUGCGCUAUUGUGUACAAAUGUAUAUUGCUUCUUGUACAAAUGAUUGUAUACGCGAGUGCAUAUAUUAAAUAUUUUAUCCAGUGUUACGAUUCUA
This is a messenger RNA of Ixodes scapularis (black-legged tick), 6613 nucleotides long. RefSeq lists its product as uncharacterized. Bases 356 to 4771 code for a protein of 1471 amino acids. Gene Ontology annotation, molecular function: protein binding. The transcript has 23 exons. NCBI's taxonomy places the organism in Eukaryota, Metazoa, Arthropoda, Arachnida, Ixodida, Ixodidae. The record is from RefSeq and is a predicted model, not a curated record.